CAGUUUAUGUAGACAGUGUGAGCGCUGUUUCUAAUACAAAAGGACACCUUCACAGGUUCAACACAGACGAGGAUUCUCAUUUCUCUUGUUACCGCCAGCCUCAGGUAUGAGGGCCUGCUUAGUAUUCAUUUGCUUACUGUCAGCAACAUUUGCCCUGUCUGUCAAAAGUAAACAUCAUGGAAAACAUCAUGGAUUGCAUAAGACUUCACAUAAAACAAAAGAAAAGGACAUCGUCGCAGAGGAGCCCAACGAGCCACAGAUCUUACCAACUUUAGUCACAUUUGAGGCCAGCAGCCAGGAGCAAGACGAUGAGGAACUGAGCUCCCAAGACAAUGCUAAUGCUAAUGCUAGCAAGCAGGAGGAAGAGUUUGAGGUGACUGAAAAGAGCGAUAAACCUACAGCAGUCCUGCUUAGUGAAGAGGAGUUGGUGGACCUCCUGAAGAAAGAAGCAGAAGAAGAGCAGGAAGCUGAAGAAAGAGUGCUAGAAGAAGAUGAAGAUGAGAUGGACAAAGGCAAGGAGGAGUCUGAUGAGACUGUGGAGACCAUUGAGGAGGGUGAGGGACAGGAGGAAGAUGACAAACUAGAGAUGGAAGAAAAAGAAGUAAACAAAGAGAUUGUUGGAGAUGCAGAAAUGCUGGAGAAAGAAGAAAAAGAGGUGGAAAAGUCUGGCGAAAUAGUAACAGACGGAAAGACGUUGCUGGAGGAAACAGAUGGUAGCACCGAGUCUGAGAUCCCUGUUGAUCUUGACUACGCUGCUGAUAGUGGCAUCUUACCUCUACAGAUUCUAUCUGUUAAAAUAAAACCCCACACUCAUGACAUCCAGCCUCCUUCAAAAGAAGACAUCAAAGAGAAGGAAACCAGUGACAAAACACUGCCCACCAUUGCAGAUGAAGAAGAUGUCCAAAACACUCAAGCAGUGGACCCUGAAGAACCAAAGAGCAAUACAGAGUUUGAAUCAGAGUCCCGACUGGCAGGAAAGGAAGAGGAGAAAAGCAAAAAUGACAGUGGAAGCAACACCAAGGGAAAGACAAGGAAGCAGAAGAAGAACAAGCGUGCGAGGAAGCACUCUCCACAGAGUGAGGAAACACAGUCUGGACAGGAACAGAGCCAACAAGAUCCUCAGCCAUCUGAAGCCAGCAGCAUUGACAAUACAGUUCAAAAGGCAAAGAGGAGAAGGGCAGGAAAAUGGGGCCCUCUAGUCGGAAUGAAUCCAGUGCAGAUAAGAGCGACAGUGGAUCUCUACCCAGGAUCCAGGCCCUCUCCUGGUGGAGGCGUACAUCGCCCAGAAGCCCCUGCCGAUCCAUGUGACAACUUCCCCUGCAAACGUGGAAAGACAUGUAAACUUGAUGCGGACAAAAAGCCAGGCUGCGUGUGUCAAGAGCCGGCAGAUUGUCCUCACAGUGCCAAUGAGUUUGAUAAUGUUUGUGGCACAAACAACAAAACAUACGAUACAUCAUGUGAACUCUUUGCCACUAAAUGCAACCUGGAGGGCACUAAGAGAGGACACAGACUUCACAUGGACUACACUGGGCCAUGCAAAUUAAUACCUCAAUGUGUGGACACUGAGCUGGUCCAGUUCCCAUUACGAAUGAGGGAUUGGCUGAAGAAUGUUCUCCUGCAGCUUUUUGAACAUGACUCCAUGUCUCCUGGCUUCCUCACGCCUAAACAACGUUUUAGAGUGAAGAAAAUCUUUGAGAGUGAGAGGCGUCUGCAUGCUGGUGAUCACUCCGUUGAGCUGCUGGCGCAGGACUUUGAGAAGAACUACAACAUGUACAUCUACCCAGUGCACUGGCAGUUUGCACAACUGGACCAACACCCAUCUGACAGAAUCUUGUCCCACUCAGAGCUGGCCCCACUUAGAGUCCCUCUGGUGCCGAUGGAGCACUGCACCUCCCGCUUCUUUCAAGAGUGCGAUGCUGACAAGGACAAGCAGGUGUCCUUUAAAGAGUGGACUUCCUGUUUCGGUAUCAAAAAUGAUGAUAUGGAUGUCAACCUGCUGUUCUGAGCUCCACUUUGUACCUCACCUACAACACAAGCCUGUUUAAGCUGCUCCAACAGCCUGAAGCAUCCAUGAACCUCUGCAACAUUAUGAAAUCUGACAGAUACAGAUUGUAGAAACUCCUUUUUAUUUCCUGCUACAGAGGGCAAGUGUUGGUGGUAGUUCCUGUUGUCGUGUGUCAAGCUAAGCUUGGACAUUUGGAUAUUUGUUCUGUAAUUUAGACUGAGCAGCUAGAAUCAUUAUAUUAUAAUAUAAGAAACUGUUUUAUUUAGCUGGUUUUAUCCAGAAAGGUAUUUCUAAUGCAUUCCAAAUUGGGGAAAAGUUUACAUCAGCUCAUUAUUAGAAAAGUUGUUGUACAUAGUACCAGGCUUCAAAAUAAUAACUGUGGUUUGUAUGUAAGAGUGAUUUAGUCGAUAAUUACUCUUUAAAUCAAGAUAAUACAACCUUGUGUUACAAAAUGUUUAAAAAAAAAUCUUGUGUUUCUUAUCUUAGUAGCUAAAUGCUGUAAAUGUUUGUCUUUGCAUUCACGUUUCAUUGUAGAUCUAAGUAAGGCUUUAUUGACAGCUGAGGACUUGAAUAUUUCAGUGCACACGUUGUUAAUGAUGACUUUCUU
Notothenia coriiceps (black rockcod) is the source of this 2612-nucleotide messenger RNA. RefSeq names its product SPARC-like 1 (gene sparcl1). The transcript is spliced from 11 exons. Gene Ontology annotation, biological process: anatomical structure development. Gene Ontology annotation, molecular function: calcium ion binding; extracellular matrix binding; collagen binding. Lineage: Eukaryota; Metazoa; Chordata; Actinopteri; Perciformes; Nototheniidae. Bases 107 to 2005 code for a protein of 632 amino acids. The record is from RefSeq and is a predicted model, not a curated record.